Molecule: messenger RNA, 1525 nt
Organism: Saccostrea echinata
Lineage: Eukaryota; Metazoa; Mollusca; Bivalvia; Ostreida; Ostreidae
Exons: 6
Coding region: 38-1291 (417 amino acids)
Source: RefSeq, a predicted model, not a curated record
AAACAAUCGAGAUUUUCGUGCACGAUAUUAAAAAAGUAUGACGACUCGACGUAAGACACGACAAAGUGCGCUGAAAACGGCGAAAACAGAUGAAUCCUCAUCCAGUGAUUCAGAAUAUUCCAAGACGCUAAAAAUCAUUACAAAGUUGUCACAGAAAUACUUGGGCACAACAGACUCAAAGAAGAAAUGUACCAUCUUAAGAAGUAAGCAUAGUCCAGACCAAGCUUAUGAGGGAGAUGAGGAGAAUACUACUCCUUGUGGAUCAGACUCCUCAAGCAAUGCCUCCUCCAAGAGUAAGAGUAGUUUGUACGACUUUGAUGAAGAGGACCCAGAACCAGUAAAAUCCCCCCUUAAAAAACCCAAAGCCAAAAAGAAAAAGUCAACUACUACAAAGACAUCUAUACCUUUCUCUGGAGAAAAAUCCAAAUCAGCAAAAAUAAAGGGCUCACAACCAAUUACCAAAAAAACAACCGAUCACAAAGCUAUGAGUAACAAUUCAAAGCACAAGAAAAUUCCAUUAACACAAGUUACGCCUAUGGAUGUAUCCCCAAUACCACAGUCAAACAGUAUUGAGAGUCCCUUAAGUACAAGGUCAGGUCUAAAAGGAAAAAAUGUAUCCUUUUCUCCCAAUGUUUCUGAGAUUAUUCCAGCAAAAUUCUCUCCAGUUGUGACUCUACAAAAAAUAAAUGUUGACAAUGUUGACAGUUCUCAGAGGCAGCUUAGAAAGAGAAAGUGUGAUACACCAGUUGGAACAAUUAUCAAAUCUCCCAAAGUGAGAAGGGCUAAUUCUGGUAAAAAAGCUAACAUUGAGAAGAAAGAAAAUUCAAGGGACAGUGGGAUGUUUCUCUCACCAGAAGUUGUUGCAGAGAAAGACUUUAAAGCCCAGGCUGUGUCCACCCCAUUUAACUCUUCCAGUAUCCCUCUGAAGUCUUCUCUCAAUGCUUACCGUGACCCAGCCCUCCUUAAUGUGUCUCCGGUGAAGAAGACUUCUAGUCCCCCCAUCACUCCACUGUCAGACUAUGCCUCCAUGGACUCCAUUACACACAAACUGACAUUUGAUGACAGCAUUACAGAUGAUAAAAGCCAAUCAAAGAACAUAGAACUGUUUACAACAGGGGAUGAAAUGGUUGUCAACAAAAGCUUUCAAAGCACAUACAAACCUUCCAAGAGGAAACAUGUGCAGAAGAAAAUCACCAAAGCAAAUGACAAAAUGGAGGAAUGGAUGGAGAAAAUGAAUUCCGAAUUCUCAGAAAUUGAAGGAUUUGAGCUUAGCAUUGAAGAUAAUGCAUAAGAGUUGAUUGCCUAGAAGAGUAGAAGACAUGAUUAUUGAAGUUUUUUUCAUAAUAUUAUACAUGCAAAGAAAAGUAAUACUUAAAAAAAUUUCCACCUCAUUUUUUAAAGAAAAGUUUUUUAUGUUUUACCAACAUCUCCUUAAAGAUGUCUUUAGCCUCAGUUUGGUACCAUAUUCUACCAUCUAUCCAUCCAGUGCCCCUUUUGAUGAUUUCAUGUUCUCAAUUAUAUUGCA